AUGGCAAACACGGAACCUUACGACACGUUUCGCUGGGUUCCAGUCCAUGAACACGGACAGGAUGAGGACGGUUACCUCCUGGUACUGGAUCAACGCGAAAUCCCUCACCAGGUAUCAUACGUGCGUCUGGUCGACUACCGUGAAGUUGCAGAAGCCAUUCGGGAUAUGGUGGUGAGGGGUGCACCCGCCAUCGGUGCUGUUGCUGCGUACGGGUAUGUUCUUGGCAUUAAAAGCGGCGAACCGGAAGACCAGGUUUACCACACGCUCUACGCUAGCCGACCCACGGCGGUGAACCUGCAGUGGUCGCUCGACGCCUUGCGACAGCUACAGACGACGAACUGGCGACGACUGCUGUGGAAAGCCAACGAACUAGUAGCCUCCGAGCGUCUAAUGAAUAACAAGAUCGCAGCAUAUGGUGCGGAGGAAAUUUUAAAGCGCUGGAAGCAAAGGCAUCACGAAGGAUGCAAAGACGAGACGCUUCGAGUGUUGCACCACUGCAAUACCGGCAGCUUAGCAACGGCCGGCGGUGGUACCGCGCUUGGUGUCAUUCGAAAACUCGCUGCGCUUCACGGGAAGGUACACGUGCACGUCAAUGAGACUAGGCCUCGUCUUCAGGGUGCACGGCUGACCUGCUGGGAGCUUCGCCAAUGGGGCAUCCCCUAUGAGCUCUCCGUGGACGCGGCUGCGCCUUUCUUGAUGGCCCAGGGCCGCAUCCAGUUUGUGACUGUGGGCGCCGACCGCAUUGCCGCCGACGGUGCUGUCGCAAACAAAAUAGGCACCCUGAUGAUCGCCAUCGCUGCCCAGCAUUAUGGCAUUCCCUUUUACGUGUGUGCACCAUGCAGUACAAUCGACCUGAAGACGCCGACGGGUGCGGCAAUGAUCAUCGAAGAGCGCAGUGCCACCGAGGUGCUGAAUCCGUCCGGAAAAUCCAGCGACCAGUGGCUCGCACCGGUCGAUACCCCAGUAUACAAUCCAGCGUUCGAUAUCACACCACCCGAGUUGAUCACCGGAGGUAUCGUGACGGAGCUCGGUAUUUUGCGGGUACGAGACCAAGCAGGCGCUGGAAUCGGUCUCGCAGAGCAGCUGCAGCAACUGGAACAAAGGCAAAAGCAGAUUUCCGUCGAAUGA
This is a messenger RNA of Cyanidioschyzon merolae strain 10D, 1128 nucleotides long. Its product is annotated as eukaryotic translation initiation factor eIF-2B alpha subunit. Gene Ontology annotation, molecular function: S-methyl-5-thioribose-1-phosphate isomerase activity. NCBI's taxonomy places the organism in Eukaryota, Rhodophyta, Bangiophyceae, Cyanidiales, Cyanidiaceae. Bases 1 to 1128 code for a protein of 375 amino acids. The record is from RefSeq and is a predicted model, not a curated record. The transcript has a single exon.